AUGAAAAGUAAAGGAAUACCAGACGAGAGUAUUGCAGCAUCGUCUUCAAAAAGUGCAGAUAACUCCCCACAGUUUGCACGUUUGGACGGAAAAAAGGCCUGGUGCUCUGCGCCAACGGACAAAGAGCCACACAUACAAAUCAAUCUGGUCGAGCCAAAGUCAAUAACUGGCAUAACGACUCAAGGAAGCUUUUCUGAUUGGGCGUGGGUAACAAAAUAUGAAGUCAAGUAUUUAGAAAAAGGAACUUGGAAACACUACGAUGAGGUGCCUGAAUUGUUAUCUAUUUUAAUGAUUUUUCUCCAGCUCAAAAUAACUCAUAUUAUUUUUUGCUCUUUUUGGAAUUUCCGGGAGAAAUCUGGAAGUAAUUGAUUAAAUCGUUUAGAAGUAAAUGAAUCAGUGUUACUCCUCAGCUUAAAAAAAAACUGCUAUUCUUCAAGUUAGGAAAAUGUUAAGUUAAUUUGUCACGAGAGAUCCAAAGCUUUAGCCGCAGAGGACAAGCGUACAAUGCAUACUAGUCAAUCAAGUUUGGAUUCAAAGGCAUCAAGGCAAAUUGUAAUAUUAUGAAGUUACCUUAAUUGGCAUGAUGCAAUUAAGCUAGUUGAUGAGCUCAAUUUCUGUCAAAAUUUCAGGAAUUUGAAGGCAACAAAAAUAUUAAUGGCUUGAAGCCGAACACCUUAGAUCCUCCAAUCAGAACACAGUCGAUUAGAAUCUAUCCCAAGGAUCCAGUGAUGUUGGAUAGCACCGAUCCUAAACCCUGCUGCCUAAGAUUAGAGCUGUAUGGAUGUUCUGCACCAGGUAUCAUUUGAAGAUCGCCUCAACGGCAUUUUAUCUUCAAGUCAAGUAAUUUAUAGGUGUAAUUGCCAGGUACUGUCUUAGAUGAGUACGGAUAUGUAUCAUAUUCGGAGGCUUAAAAGUCUUAUUAAUGUUGUCUCUGUAAAAUCUUUCGAAGUCUUAACCGCUACAUAGCUAAACGUUUGACUGAGAUAUACAGACCUUCAAGAAUUAGUUUCCUCUUUUAUUUGUUGACUGGAAAGCAUGACGUAUUCUUGUUUAAUGCUCUACAUGUCGCCAUUGUUUUGGCAAAAUCUUGUUAAAAGAUUGACUACUAUUUUUUAAACUUAGGGUUUCAGCGAAGGGCCGUUGUAAAGAAGUUCAUGGAUCUAGGGGGCCAGACACUUAGGGGGAGGGGGAUUUUGGAGAAGAUCACAAGGCUUUUAGGGGGAUUGGAGGGGGGUUCACGUGUCACUAACAGAGUUUAAAGGAGGAACUAUGGAAAAUUGAUUGCCGAUUAACUGUCGAUGGGGGGAAUCAUAGGAAUAUUGCAAAGCCUCAUAGGAGGAUCAGGAUAAUUUUAUCAUGACACAACCAAAAUCCUCCGACCUCUGAAAAGGCGGGAAUUGGAUUCCCUACAUACGGUUCCCGGAUGUAGUGGUCGUAUUGGUUCCACGAGUGUUUUAGUUUUCGGUAAACCACUCACGCCCAUACAAUAAUUAGAUUUAUAGGGGGGCAUUUUCUAUUGUUCCAGCCGACUGCAAAAACCCCGGACAUCCAUCCAACGGAAAGCGAAAUGGGAGCGAUUUUGGUCAUGGUAAACAGGCAAACUUCACCUGCAUGGAAGGUUUCAUGCUAGUGGGAAGCGCAACAUCUGUUUGUCAUAAGGGUACAUGGAGUCAUACCCUUCCUCAAUGCAAAGGUAAGUUGUGUUACUUUGUGAUGUGGGUUCAUGAUUUUCCUUGACUGGCCCUCUUUGCGCUGGAAUUUAGAAUGCUUCCGUCCUAUCCCAUUUAUUCCAUAGGAUUAUUCAGAGAAAGUAAUGCCGUUUGAAUAGCAUUUUUCGUUUCCCGCAGCACUUAAGUAACAAAGAUGAUGUAAACGGAACAAAUAAUAUUUUGACUUCUUGUUGAUUACUUUUCUUCUCUCUCCAUUCGUACCGGGAUUCGUACCUCGGCGAUUUGAGGGCGCCGGUUGAAGCAAAGUCUAUUUGUAAUUUUUUUAUGGCUUUAAUAUCUGUAAGCAUACUUGUGAGCGCGGGAUCGAUGUAUUAUUGGUACUUUGUGAGAUUACUAGAAUUAAAAAAAAACUCUCUUACUAACGAUCGAAAUGCUAUCAAUUCAAAAGGAAAUUGAAAAUAAUUUGUAUGAGGCUUUUGGUGCUCGUCUUGAAUCUUCAAAUUUUCAUGUUGCUAUUCGUUUUUUUUUUGUCUGUUUUUCAUAACUAAACGUGUAAAAAGCUACCUGUAAAGAUCCUGGAGUCCCAGUGAAUGGAAAGAGAAAAGGAAAGUCAUUCGUCGAUGGCGACACAGUAGAGUUUACUUGCGACGAAAACUUUAGCCUCUCUGGUUCAUCGAUCAGUCGUUGUUUGGGUGGAAGGUGGAGCGCGGCUUUGCCAGAAUGCAAAGGUUAGAAAAUGCUUUAUCAUCUCUUUAUCUCAUACCUCAUGUUGAAUUACUCCGACAAUCAAAAUACACUCAAAAAAUUUUGCCCAUGUUAAUUUUCCAUCACCUUGUUGAGAGCCUUUAAAAAGUUACUGGAAUCCUCUUGUGUAGCAUUCUUCCACCAAAGAGAAUCAAAGGAUACCAGGAACAGUCAGGCAACAUGACAAAAUGUUGGAAUAGCAUCAUGACUCGAAAAUUCCUAAUGUUAAGAAAGGCAUAUCAAACUUUGCCUAUUGUCAUGGUUGUAUUCGUUUUAAGUCAAUGGCUCUAUUGUUCAUUGUCCUCCGAGACCUUUUCAUCGGAUGGUUUAAAUUGCGCUCAGCAAGUGUUGAGUUCAGGCGAGGAAAACUUUUUCGGUUGAACAACUUUUGCCCAAGGUUCUUAGGCAUUAAUGUAGCUCAAAACAUUUGAAGACAAAAAUUGGAUUGGGAGGGAGGGAGAGGGGAUUGAUGGAGACGAGUUCAGGUAGAUAUGCAAGACAAUAUCGCAUGCAGACAUUGCCUUCGUCUAGGAAGCUUGAAAUGUUUCUCGUGACCGUCAGCAACCUGCAUUUUUUAUUCAGUGUUAAACAGCUUAGCUUUCCGUUACUGUAUCUUAAAAGUGACUUUAAAGUGAUUGUUUAAAAAGAACUACGUUUCCAAGUAGCAUGUUGUGUGUUUAUGCGCUCUCAAGUUUAAUAACGUUUGGUUUUGUUUUGUAUACAGCUUCUUGCCCAGACCCGGGUAUACCUGUGAAUGGUGAAAGGGUUGACGGGAGUUUUGAACACGACAAGCACUUACAGUUCAAGUGCAAACAAGGAUUUUGGCUGGUAGGAAGUCAACUGAUCUUUUGUAAUGAGGGCACGUGGAGCAACGAAAUUCCCACGUGUAGAGGUAUGAAACUCCAAAACUUUACGCGUCCUUCUUUAAUGAAGUUACGAUAACACCAUAACAGUUAAAGGUCCUCUAAGGCUUUGACGCAGAUGUGACCAAAAUAUAACUAAUCUUGGCAAUAUGAAUACAUUAUCUAGCAAAUGACGAUGUAUAGCAGUUACAAGUGAGAAUCAAUACAGAUCUUUGGAAUCUUAGGAAUAACACCAUCACUUGAUAUGAGAGCGAUCUUCGCAAUAACGACCAUGUCGGGUCAUGAAUUAUAAUCCAUCUAUUUUAGGGCCAAUAGGUGAUCGUAUACUGGUUGCUAGCUCGGGGAUAUCCUAACUUAAAUAACAUCAGACGUAACAAUCGUUUGUGAAGGUCAACCUUGCUUUACGGCGACAAAUGGAAAUGCAGUUCUGAAACGCUCCUUCUAGGGUAACGUACUGACUCUCUUUUGAAGCUGUUUGUAGAGAUCCUGGAGUGCCAGAAAAUGGAAUCAGGAUCGGAGACGAUUUUGGAGAUAGCCAGAUGGUGGCUUACAGAUGUAACGAAAACUUUAACUUGGUAGGCUCACCUACCUCGUUUUGCAUAGCUGGACACUGGAAUACAACAAAGCCAACUUGUAAAGGUAAGCAGCAAGAUAACGUCAGGAAUGACGCUACUUGAGAAAACGAAGGUUGUUCUCUUAGCCACCUGGUUAGGAAAGUUUUCCCCUUUUGCUCGGUCUGAAAAAGAAACUCACGACUUCCUGGGGAUCUCUUCAAUUUAUGCACUGCUCUUUAGAAAAGUUUUUCUUUUAGUUGAAGGAAACGUUUUCUUCUUUGUGAAUUCUGCCGUGCUGCUCUCUAAGGAUAGCGAGACUUUUGCUAACAGCCAUGUACACCAUAAAAUCCCGCAAUCAUUUUACAUUCCGCACGGAACCAGAUAUCGUUUUCGUUUAACGUCAUACGGGAACAGUUUUAACUUUCUUUACUUAAGAGAAUGAUUUGGAAAACUUACGCCGUUUAUGUAAAAAGGAAAAGCGUUUUCAGGCGUAAAUGUCAAUUGCAGCAUCCUGUCCUGAUCCUGGUGUACCGAGUCAUGGCAGAAGAAUCGGUUCUAAUUUUGGUCACGGUGGCCUGGUGACAUUCGUGUGUUUAAAGGAUUUCAACCCGAUAGGAAGCCAGUCCAUGACUUGUCACGACGGAAAAUGGAGUUCUGUUGUCCCUGUUUGCAAAGGUAAUCUAUGAAAAUAAAUUUUGUCAUCACGCAUAAACUCGAUCCCCAAUUUUGCGACGGCGUCACGAACAUGCUGAGAAAGUUCGCUGGAACUAUGAUUGUACAAAAGGAGAAACGUAAUUCGCCUGAGAGAUUUCAAAUUUCCGGUAAUUUUAAAGCCUUUGGGAAAUUAUCAGAGAUAACCAAAUAUGUUUUAGUCUUUUUCUAUUUCCUACGUUUAAGCAGUCUUUGAAACUUCUAUUCGGAAAGGAGUAAAUUGUCCAAUGCCGAAGUCUUGAGAGAUUUAAUAAUACUUGGCAUAAAAUCAGUCCACUGUUCACCUGGCUGUAGAGUCACUGGCUUUUCAGUAUCAUAUAUGUCUUUUGUAUGUCCUAAGCAUCAUGUAAGGACCCAGGCUCUCCCAACAAUGGAGUCAGACAUGGUAACGACUUUGAUCACAACAAGCGAAUAUCCUUCACAUGUCUCCCGGGAUUUCAACUGACGGGGACUUCGAACGCGGUGUGUAUCAAUGGAAAGUGGAGUGCAUCCAUGCCUCAAUGCAAAGGUGAAUUGUUACGAACUCAAUUUAUGAUUACCGUUUAACUUUUAUGCCUUUGGAAAACCUGUGAUAAAAGGAAUGCUGCUUUGUUUCGCCCUAGGUGCGAAAUCUAACGAUGCAAGUUGUUUUAUCCUCAAGAUGAAUGCCAUACAAUGUAACUUUAUUUAAAGUCGAGACUAUUCCCAGUUAAGGAAGCGAAGGUUUCGUGAAAAAAGAAAACUCGUAAAACUAUUUUAGCCCCCUCCUUCCGACCACAAAAAUCGCACCAAUUAUAAAACGGUUACUGUUAUUUGCGACUCCUUGAGUAAGGCCUUAUUCUUACCCUUCUUGGAGCCAAAUAUUAGCCAAGAACCAAAGUACAAUUUGCCGCCGAACUUGCCAGAUUUUUUGAACGAUUUUAGGCUCAGACCCUUCGAUUUCAUUUCGGUUGCUAAUAUAAUAAUAAUAUCUAUUAAACAUCGAAUCAAAUAAACUCAACACAGUCUAGAAUUCACACUCUCAAAUCAAUGAUCAGUAUCAGUCAAAUCAUUGAGACAAGAUAUUCCGGUAUUCACAUCGUCAUUCUGAAUUAUAGCUGUUUGCGUCGAUCCUGGUAAGCCUGUUCAUGGAAACAGAAUAGGGAAUACCUUCCUUGAUGGUCAGGCUGUGGCAUUCAGUUGCCAACCGGGUCACACACUGAUUGGCGCGUCGAUUCUGCGGUGCGUUGCUGGAAAAUGGAAUAAGCCAACACCCGAGUGUAAAGGUAAUUUUUUUAAGAGGCGUUUAGCAACACCAAGAUUAUUUUGCCUCCAACCCAAGCUCAAUUGUUUUUUCCCAAUAUUCAAUAUGAUAUAGUCGAGUCUAUUAUGUCUCAUAAACAGUAUGGUACAACGGUGCGCCCUUAUUUUGAUUGGCACAAGUCGACUGACCAACUAAUGGUCACUCUGCCUUUUCGAAAUUGUACCUUACCAUGUAAAUUUUUUUAUUGAAAUGCUUUUAAAACUAGCAAACGAUAGAGAGGGCUUCGCGUUACAUUAAUUGAGUGUCAUUGUACACUUAAGUUAGAAAUCUAUUUGGUAAACAUAAAAAGAUUCGAACGUCUGUCAUAUCAGUUGAUCUCAUGUGUUAUUGUAUGAUCCUUUUGACUCAUUACUCAGUCUUAAAGUCCAGUCGAGUCACUGUUAAUAAAUUCGUAUUUUGUUUGUUCAUUUCAAGCCUCGUGUCCAGACCCUGUUGCUCCUAUAAAUGGCCGAGCUAUUGAUCUAAAGCCUGGUUACCGUCACGGAGAACGAGCGAAGUUUUCGUGCGAUUCAGGUUUUAAAUUAAUAGGAUCAUCAAACAGCAGGUGUCUCGAUGGAAACUGGAGCUCGACGGCUCCCUUAUGUACAGGUAUAGUUCGGUUACGUCUUUUUGAUCGACUCAAAUGUAAUUGUCGUCCAAAGGAGCACAUAAUACAAUAUAGCUAGUUUAAUGAACAAAUUUAAAGUGAAUGGUUUCGUGAUCUUAGCCUGUAAAGUGCUUACAAUCCAACGACAAUGGAUCAUCAAAUGUCGUUAAUAUCGAGUUGAAGUAUGUUUGCAAGCUCAAAGUAAUCAAAGUCAAUUCCUUACGAGUCUACAUCCAUACAAAUUAACUUACAAAUCAGUUAAAAUAUUAUCAGUUUCCUUUCGCGGAUAAGUGAUAAAGCAGUCGGAUUCAUUUACUCUCUCUAUUGCGUUGUAAUUUGUUAGUUUCCAGGUUUCAUAGAUCAUUAGCACAGUAGCUCUGCUGUGUUUUUAAACUGUGAAUUAAUUCAUCCUACAAUCUAGCUGUCGUCAUAAGUGAAGAAAAGAAGAAACUGUUUUUGCGAAAAAUUUUUGCAUUUUCGUCAGUUUCGUAUUCGGAAAGACAGGACGUUUUCAGAUCAGAAGUUGUGCUUCCCAAUUGAAACUCUAACUGUUAAAUUGGAGUGUUUCGCACUCAUGAUUAGGACAAUGACUCUUUCUUUUGAGGAAACCAAACUAAAGGGGACGGACUCUUGAAACAUAAAUAAGAUGACAUAACUCUUCUGUGUGACUCUCACGCUAGAUAUCGACGAGUGUUUAGAGGGGGUAUCCCGUUGUCACUCCAACGCUGAGUGCUCAAACACCAUUGGUUCUUUUACGUGCAGAUGUAACGCAGGCUCAGCUGGAAAUGGCAAGACUUGUUUGAGUAAGGAAAGAUAACUUGAUUGCUUGUUAUACUCCAGAAGUAAGGCGUAUUCAACCUUAUACCGUAUACCGCGUUUAAAAAUCUUAAGAAGUUCUCAAGAUGGUGUCUUGAGUUGCCCGCAGCCUUCUCAACAUAUCUGGCGGAGUGAGAAUUUGUGAUGGACUAUUUUCGGAAGUCGCACAUCAACAUAAAGAUAGCUUAGCAUAUUUUGAGGUUCCGUAAGAUUAUGUGAUUAUUGAUAUCCUUAUUACUAUUUGCAAUCAUGCGUAGUAUCGGCUCAAUGCUGCCAAGCCGGCUGAAAAGUGUGUAUUUGUGAGUUUUACAGAAUGCUAUAUGUCCCAUAUAGCUGUUUAACUUUGCCGAAAUUAUUCAACCCGUGGCUGAGAGGCUAUGGAAACCUUAAUCCUCCUAUUUUCUUCAUCAGAGAACUGCAAUGAUCCAGGCACACCACAAAAUGGUCAAAGAAACGGCAGUGAUUUCGUUCAUAAAAGUAAAGUAACUUUUACAUGCCAAACUGAUUUUAAGCUUGUCGGAAGCAGUAGUAUUACUUGUCGUGAUGGAACAUGGAGUGGCAGAGUUCCUAUAUGUAUGGGUAAGCGAGGAUAAUAGCACUUAAAAUUAUGUCAGUAGUCAGAAUCUUCCACAUACCUUGCGCGAUCCGAAAUCACAAAAUUCGUAUAAACUUGAUAUAAUCGGGGUGAACAAAUUUCAGUUUAACGUAAUUCAGCGUAAAACACAUUUCUAACUUGUUUCAUGACAGCAGGACCCGUUCAGCAAAUUUUUGAGUGGGAUGGGUAGAGAAGAACUUAUAAGCUUUAGCCAACAAGGGAAUGGGGCAUGCUCAGCAGGAGAAGUUAUCUUUAAAAAAGUAUAGGGAAGAAGGUUGGUGGGGGGAAGCCUCCCCCCUCAGCCCCUCCCUCCGCGCGAUCUCUAGAAAGGAACAACCUUCGCUACCCUUUUUCCCAAAUAUCGCUUCUUUCGGAGGAUUGCUACUUUCCUUUGACUAAAACACGUAACUUCAAGUAAAAAUUAAACAGUCUUAUCAAAACAAACGAUAAAAUUAAAACAGACAAAUUUCGCAGUAACAGGUAACUACGCGAUACAAUGGUCCUUGCUGUAAGAGCUUUACGGUGUUUUUUUUUAAUGAGCCAGCUGCAAAAAUACAGGAGUUCCACGAAAUUGCGCAGGGACAGUUCAAUUGCAUGAAAAAUUUACGCACGCUUUUCCAUUCUAAAUUACACUCGAAAAAACUAGAUAAUCUAUACCUAUUGAGCACGAACCAAGGUUCAUAGAGUGUUCUCUCAGUAGUUUGAAGACAUCAGUCCCAAAUCUUAUCAUAAACAACACCAUUGGUAACCUACCAAAAGUAAUAUAUAAAAAUUAACAUGAUUCGACCAGGUAGACCACGUUACGUCGGCAAAAAUCAACUCUUAUGGUUUGUUCCGGCGUCCAAUCGAUUUGUUUAGAAACUUGCAUGCGACCGCGACAUUUAAUCGGUUCUUUCAAAGAUUCUAACUUCCAAGUUUCAUUUUUUCUUCUCUAGCCAGCUGCAAAGAUCCAGGAGUUCCACUGAAUGGUUCCAGGACAGGCGACAACUUUCAACACGGACAAGCUGUCAGCUUUUCAUGUGAUCGUGGCUACACGUUGAUUGGUAGGAAGGCAAUAAGGUGUCAGAAAGGAGUAUGGAGUUCAUCUUUACCGCAGUGUAAAAGUAAGUGGCUAUGAUUACUAGCAGUUGUAUUAGAUGCUCGACUAUAUAGUUCGAAAUCUUGGUCACUUUGGAGGUAUGCUGAGUGACCUUCCAGUCCGAUUUCUUUAGUUGAUACAGAGUAAACAACGGCAAGCUGUCUAACAAAAAGCCCCAAUAUUUUGUUACAUGAAUGUCUGUUUACUUUCUACUUAUCUUUGCUUCCUUAGUGAGCUGCAAUGAUCCAGGUAGGCCAGACAACGGCCAAAGAAGAGGCAAUGAUUUCCACCACACAAAGACAGUAACGUUUACAUGCCAACCUAAUUUUACGCUUGUUGGCAGCAGAGCUAUAACCUGCCGUGAUGGAACAUGGAGUGGCAGAGUUCCAGUGUGUAUGGGUAAGCCAUGAGACAACUGGGCAUACUCCUUGAGCGACCAGAAAUCUCUGUAGUAUUCAGUCGAAAAACUGCAAGCCGGUAAAUGGCAUAUAUGUCGAUUGUUACUCAGUUAAUUUCUUUUGGCCUGCUUUUCAUGCUUUACCAUGGUGAUAUCUUUAUUUCACUGAGUUUAACUGAGAAGACCUAAGCUUAAGAGCUUCUUUUGAUUAAUAAGAAUAUUCCAAUUAAACCGUAAAACGAGCUGAGCUUUUGAGCACUAACAGGCAAACGAAAUGUGCUAUACCUGUCAUUAGUCACUUUUUGUUUGCUGAUGUGAAGAAGAAGGCAUUUUGAAAAUCUCAGGGAGGUCGUUACUUAACUGUGAAGGGUUAAGUUUGUGGAAGGGCUUGAAGGUUGUGAAAGGUAUGAGCAGUCCUUAGCCCUAUGAUGUUGUUUCCUUUGUUUUUUCUUUUAGCGAGCUGCAAAAAUCCUGGAGUUCCACGUCAUGGUGUAAGGCCAAGCGACAACUUCCAACAUGGACAAACAGUCAAUUUUGGCUGUAAAAGUGGCUACACAUUGAUCGGUAGUAAAUCAAUAAGAUGUCAGAAUGGAGUUUGGAGUUCAUCUUUACCGCAGUGUAAAGGUAAGAGGCAUUUUUUCUAAAGGGAUUUUGACACACAAAUCUCACAUGGAAUUUGUAUGCUUAUAUCUUUUUCCUUCAGAGACAUGCGAUAAUCCAGGUAGACCGAAAAACGGCCAGAGAAAAGGCAGUGAUUUCCGUCACGGAAGGAAUGUAACUUUUACGUGUCAAACUGAUUUUAAGCUUCUCGGUAGCGAGACUUUAACCUGCCAUGAUGGAACCUGGAGUGACAGAAUUCCCGUAUGUUCAGGUAAUCAAGGAUGAUAACAGUUGAAAAUAGUGUAGUUGUAAGUGAUGAACAGAAUGACUUAAAAGUUAGUUUCACAUACUUUAUGUGUUGGAUCCGAAAUCACAAAUGAAUAUGGCAACUUAUCAAGCAGUCUGAAGCAAUUUUACAGGUUUUACUUUCGUCUCGCCCAAAGUGCUGUUACCAUAGAUAUGUUCUUAUCUACUUACCUACUUUUGAGGUUAUAACUUUAAAUGGGUCGUUACGUUCUUCGUUUCUAGCCAGCUGCAAAGAUCCAGGAGUUCCACUGAAUGGUUCCAGGACAGGCGACAAUUUUGAACAGGGAGAGACAGUCAGUUUUUCAUGUAAUCGUGGCUACACUUUGAUUGGUAGGAAGGUCAUAAGGUGUCAUAAAAGAGUAUGGAGUUCAUCUUUACCACAGUGUAAAAGUAAGUGGCUGUCAUUUCGAGUCGAUGUAUCGACUUAAGAAUUUCAAUUUGAAAAUUUCAAUCACUGGGGAAAUUACCUUUGCAAUAAAAGACACGUAUUUACCGAGACGCAAUGAAGAAAAAUGCGCUGAAAAUAACCCUCUUCAACUGAGUCUUUUCAAAAUUUUUUUGCAUAGCACAGUGGGUAAAAAAAUGUCUCAUCCUUGCUUAAGAAACAAAAUUGAAAAGCACACAGUUAAAUUGAGAUUACGUGAGCGUCGUUACUCGCCCGACACCCCUACUCCACUCCAUUAUUUUUUUUGCCGUGGGAUCCCUCAUGAUUGACCUACCGAUUUACUAUCUCGCCAUCACUGACGUUUAUUUUUCCAUGGUAGAAUCCUGCACUGAUCCUGGUAAACCACGGAAUGGUCGUAAAAUUGGGGGAGAUUACCGUCACGGAAGGACCAUGUCUUUUAUUUGCCAACCUACGUUUAAACUGGCAGGAGUGAACAGAAUCACAUGCCGUGAUGGGACAUGGAGUGACAAUGUCCCCACAUGUAGAGGUAGCUUUUAACCGAGGUUAAAGUCAACAUAGAAGAAACAAUGACUGUGUCUUUUCUGGAAGCGAGUUAACAAUGAAAUAGGAAAAAACAAAAAAAAUGGAGAUAAAUUUCAGCUUGUCUGUUAAUCGUGUUCUUUUUUGAACUUUUAUAACCUUCUCGAUUUGUGCUUUCUGCGCUUCCUAAAACAGAGUAAGCGAGUGUUUCCUGUGGAGAAUCCUACACUACUAUCUCAUUGGCCUUUAGCAGCGGGUGUAUCCCAGGUUUUUGUCUUCGUUGUGGUUGUUUGAAUCGUCAUUAAACAUUGUCACGUACAGCGAGGAGAGUCAUAUGCACCCCUCCCUCUGUGCUUUCACAGAGUAGGUUAGUUAAAAUGCACGAAUUCCCUCAAAGUACACUGAAGUUCCUUGAAGGGUUAGAGAACUAACUAAAUUCUCAUUUUUCUGUUCCCAGCGACAUGUCGAGCCCCGACCAACAUUAAACAUGGCUCUUACAUCGGAAGUAAAUAUGCUGGAGACAGCGUCACAUUCACAUGUGACGAUCAGUACUUUUUAGAUGGCUCUUCUGUCAUCACUUGUGUUAAUGGGCGAUGGAAUGGAACUUCACCCAUCUGUAGAGGUAAAGUAAAGUUGAAAAAGUGCGUUGGUUACGGUUGCUUCGGUUCUCGCUAAAACAUGGCUGAUAUUGACACAAAAUAUCCCCGGGUUCUAUUAACACCAUCAGGCUUAGAUAAUGCGAAAAGAAAAAAAAAUAACCAAGUCGACUGCAGUGAUAUAUACUUAUGUCGAUAAAUAGAUUAAAGAUAUGCAACCACUCUUUAGAAAUAUCCUAGUGGACGAACAUCACUUUUCGGUUUAUUACUUUCCUUCCAGCUCCGUGCUCUCCUCCGAUUCCACCAGCUAACGGUUUCGUCUUUGGCGAUAACCACCAACACCAAUCGCUUGUUCAGUUCUGGUGCGAUCAAGGUUAUACAUUAGAGGGCCCACCAUCCCGUGAGUGUAUCGAUGGAAAGUGGGACAAGAAAGCUCCAUACUGUAAAGGUAAUUUACACUACACAUGAUGUCAAUACCAAAGUAAAAGAGACCAUCGGUACUUUUAGAAUUUUUGACCUGGCAACACCUCUUCCAGGUACUAACAUUGCCGAAAGUAGCAUCACCGUAUUAAGGGACUUUUCUAUUUAAAACGGUCUAUUUUCAUUUUCGCAUGUAUUUUUCAGUUUCCAAUAAAAAAGUGCAAAAUUUGUUUUGGAUAUAAAAUACAAUCUGCCAUGAAAAAUUGGCACACGAAGCGAAAUUAACCAAUUCCUCGUUUAACCUGUCAACCUCCUUUAUGACAACACAGUCACAAUAUUGUAGUGUUAAGACAGCAUAUUGCAUAGUGGUUCGAGAGUUUUGAGUGUCAUCCGGAAGCACAAGAACGAAGCUUUACUGAGUUUACUCUUCGAAGAAACAACAAGCGAAUGGGGACCGAAAAAUAAUUGUUGAGUAUGCUCUUUUACUGUUAAGAAAUCCUGCUGUGAGAUUUAUUCAAAACACCUUUUCAGACACCAAAUCAUGUAGAAAGCCUACCCUUCCGCCGAAUGCAUAUCUUAGACCCUCGCAGUCUCAGAUGGAAGUGUUUCCUAAUGGUGCAAGAUUGUAUUAUCUGUGCAAUCCAGGAUACUGGCGGUCUGGAUUUUCCAUUCAAAGAUGUGAGAAUGGAAAAUGGACCAAAGCGACUCUCAGAUGUCGACGUAAGUAUUUUAGAAUCUUUCAAUUGCGUGAAGGAAGUGUAUAUUUAGAGCACUGAACUGUAGCAAGACAAACAAUUAAAUGAAGAAACAGCAUCUCGAGUAGAAUAGGCCACUUCCGAGUUCUCGCGGUUCAGUGAUCUGGGGACGAAAUUACGGCGCGAGAACGAGGCUAAAGGCGAGGUCGCUCUCAUCGGUGUGAAGGAUCAACUGCCGUGGUGGUGAAAAUGAGCGAAACUUUUUUAAAAUUCAAUGUGGGAGAGUGAAAAAUUAUUUGUGGGAGAGCGGCAUACAGUUAAGUGAUGGCAGCAGAGGAAAGAAAAAUGCAGAACUGUUCGAUUUAUACAAGAAAGCUGCAGCAAUGAAGAAAAUCAAACUAACCUUGUCUACAAUGGGCUAUUACGUAGAAGGUUUACCCAUUAUGUUUAAAUUACGUCCCCAAAGUUUGUUUUCUUUUUCAUCCUAUGGGGGAAAAAAAAUUGAUGAGCGCCCGUUACCUUUCCUUAUCGUUUAGACAUCUGAUUUUCAUUUAAUUUGAGCCAGGGUUGGGGCAGAAGGCUGUCAAAGUCACUGCCAAGUUUCACAACUUCUUUAGUGACAGUCUGGAGUAAUAUGAAUUCAAGAGUUAUUCACAAAAUCUGUUUCCGUUUUACUCUUUCGCACAGCAAGAUCUUGUGGUAACCCAGGAUCGAUUACAAAUGGCAAAAUAAGCAGCUACGUGUUUACAUACAAUAGCACAGUCGAGUACUCUUGUCAUCCUGGAUAUUCAAUUGUGGGAUCCAAGACUCGUUUAUGCCAAGCCAACGGAACAUGGAGUGGAACAUUACCCCGAUGCACAAGUGCGUUUGCCUGUUUGUUCGCCUUCAUUGUUUGUUUUUUUUUCUUGGCUGCCGUGAAAUUGAACUAACCCCUUAUACCGUUAAGUCGCAACACAAGAGUAUUUAGAUUUCUUGAAACCUAUCGAGGAUGCGAGGCACCUAAAGUGAAGACGAAACAAUCGCCCUCGCCUAAAAAUUUACUGCGACUUCAGAAGAAAACAAUACUUCCUUAGAGCCUCUAACUUAACGGGGAAAGUCAAAAAUUGUUGGAGUACAAAUUAGAUAAAUUGCAUGAAUCUCAGCGGUUCCUUUACUGGAAUCGUUUUUCGCCGUAGGCAAUAUUCGUUCAUUGUAGAUAUCGACUGAUGUAGCAGCUAGUCUACUUCGCCGACGGGAUGUCACGGAUAUUUAAUGGGGACUGACUGAAUAACUGACAGAGUGACUUCCUCAAGGACUGAUUGACUCAGUUAUAGAAGACGCUUGUAACACCACCCUGUAACUCGUUCGGACUUAAUCCAAUAAUUCAUUUAAAUUCUUUAAGAGGUGAAAUGUCGUCCUCUUACUGCUCCUCCAAAUGGAAGGAUUGUCGAAUCUUCCACUUCCCUCAACGGAAAAGUGACAUUCCGCUGCGUUGGCAUGCGAUAUAAAUUGGUUGGACCGUCAACACGGACGUGUCUCUCAAAUGGACAGUGGAGCGGUACACAGCCAUCAUGUGAUUGUAAGUCCGUUACAAAAAUUAGCUUAACUUGAACCUCUGAUGUACGUUGAGGUUAAUUGGUUCUGUGAGCACCUUUACUGACACCAAGGGGAAGUUAUUGGAGAGACACAAAAGAAAACAGAAAUUUGGGUCGUACUCUACCUGGUCGCAGCAGUGUCAGAGACCAUAGGAACAUUGUCAAUUUAGUUCCGUGACUUUAUUCUCCCUUUCACGACUGAAUAUUAAAAGAUAUCGAUCCCAGCGGUUGAGUUGGGUGUGUACAUUGUUGUUACUGUCUCCUUUCAUCGACCACCAAAGGAAUUUUCCCAUUGAUGGGGCUUUGUGUCCAUCCAUUUUUAAUGUCUUGUUUUUCAAUACUUAACUAUGAAGAACUAUUAAUUUCUCCAGGUAAAUAUUCCGCUUAGUUAAUUACGUUUCAACUUUCGGAUAUUUUUCAGUGAUUGUUUGUCCGGAUCCCGGAAUUCCUGUAAACGGCAACAGAUUCAACCGCACUAACUCUGUGCGAUUUUCUUGCAAAGGAAAAUACAAACUUGUUGGAGCAUAUAUAAUCUACUGCAUGAAAGAUGGCACCUGGAGCAGACCUACGCCUAAAUGUUUAGGUUAGCAGAAUUCUUGAUUUGUUUUCUGUAAUCACAAUGAAAACGAAAUAAAAAAUGAAACGCAAAGAUAAGUCAGUUGUGAGUGGACUGAAGAGUUCCCCGUGCCUUGUUAGGUUAAUUUGUUUGGGAGAGAAUUUACUCUAUAUUCAUCAUUUCCCAUACACAUUUGGUCGUUAAUUCUUCGUGGAAGCUAUCGAGUAUCGGAAGGUCAUACGGCUUGUUUCUGAUAAAGCAGAAAUCUGUCUAAGGUGCAAGAAGUGCACUAGUGGCGGUGUAGGCUGUGGACAUAGAUCAAGAUCUGUUCAUUCAUAGAACGGUCCCGUACUUGUAUUUAGGGUUUAUGAAAAAUCCACGAACACCAUGUGGUAAAUACUAUCAAUCAAAUUAUACUGUUUUUCUUUUGUCAGUAUUCUUCAUACAUCAAACGUAUCGUUUCAUUUUUCUUUUGAAUUUCAGCCCCGUGCCCAAACCCCGGCACGCCCAAAUAUGGCAGACGGAGUGCAAGUGAUUUCAAACAUAACCGAAAAGUUCGAUUCCGUUGUAAAAAGAAUUUUCGACUUGUCGGCUCUAAAGAAAUAACUUGCAGAAACGGACAAUGGAGUGGAGCUACACCUACUUGUCAAAAAAGAAACUUGCCUUGAGAAGGGAAGAAAGGACAAUCAGAAAAAACUACUAACAAGGAGAAUCGUUUUUAAGCUUUUAAGUAUAUAGAUAAUAUUAUUUUUGUUUCAUAUUAACAAUAUCAAAGAUAUGCUGUAGGUUUGAAUUCUGCUGUUUCUAUAAUAUUCUUGCUUCUGUAAUUUAUUGUUAAUGGCUUUUAUCAUGUUUCCGAUAGAGGCCGGCAGUUGAACCUUCUACGACGCCUACCGCUCCGGCGAGAACAGCCAAUUUGCUGUAGCCCCAAGAUACUUCCAGUUGUAGGAAGAUUCAAUUUUAGUUACAACAAAUUUUAAGCAUCAUUAGAUGCGCAGGCUAGACAACAAUUUGUCCACAAAUAGUGGAGUAAUAAAGCUAUUAAAGACAUUUAAAGUUAAAAAUACC
Messenger RNA from Pocillopora meandrina, 16036 nucleotides. The record is from the annotation of a GenBank genome assembly. NCBI's taxonomy places the organism in Eukaryota, Metazoa, Cnidaria, Anthozoa, Scleractinia, Pocilloporidae.